AGAAGAGAGGACUGACUGACUGCACACAGCAGAGCGUGAGGCCGUUCACUUGCUGCUUGGCUGCCCUGUACAGGCUGACACACACUCACUGCCUGCCUGACACACAGACUCUCUCCCUCUCUCUCUCUCUCUCUCUCUCUCUCUCUGUCACAAACACACUCUCUCUCCCUCCCGUACUCACUCACUCGCUUACUCACUCCCUCUCUUUUUUCUCUCAGUAUCACACACACACACACACACACACACACACACACACACACACACACACAUACAAACACACACACAGAGUCAGUCACCAACCCUCAUUCAACUCCCUCUCAGCCACGGGUCAGCAGCUCAGACAGGCACCUUGUUCCUAUCCAGCUGGAAAGAGCAGAGAAUCGCAAGGUGCACACACACACACACACACGCACACACACAGACACACACAGACACACACACACAUAUAUACACACAUACUCAAACACAUACUCACACAGAAACAAACUUAUCUUUUAUCAGACUCACACACACACACAUACACAUGUGCAUCUUCAAACAUCCCAGGACUUUACCUGUGGACCGGUGAGGAAGACUUUCAGCUCAAGGAGGACAAGCAGAGCGCCAUCAAGGAGUGGAUUCAUAAAAUUACAACACUUUCAACAGACAGAUCUAAAAAGUCGACCUAAAGAUGACAGCCGGAGAAACUCUGGCAAGCUCGAUGCUGUGAGGAAGGAAGGCCUGCUGUCAGCCCAACGUGGAGAUUGGCCACCAGUGACAUCCAGAGGAUCUGCUGCGAGUGCCAUUUCCCUCCCUUCUCGCUUCAGGACUCCCACCCUCCCGCAGGGACAUCUCCUGAUCAUCAGCAUGCCUACAGCUUGCACAAGGUGCACCUUGGGAGUCUGACCCACCAUGUGCAGAUGGACGGCGUCCGUAGCUCAUCUCUGUCCUGAACCUGCCCUCAGCAGCACCUCCACGCCUGCAGCUUCCACUGGGCCGCCUCUCCCACUGCCCAGCGCAGCCUCCCUUUGCCUGGCAUGCUUCACCCUGCUUCUGGUCACUGCUGGCACCGCCACGGGGGCCUGUCCUCCUCGGGUAGGGCAUGAAGCCCUUCAGGUGCUGGCGAGUGGCAUCAACUGUUCGUGGACAUUGGAAAGGCACACGCGCAGUUAUAAUCACUUAGAGGGUGACGUCCGGCUACGGCGACUGUACUCUGCCAACAAGUUCUUCCUCUGCAUUGACAAAACAGGCAAGGUGGACGGCACCCGGCGAAAAAACUACGCUGACAGUCUGAUGGAAAUCCGAUCUGUCAGUGUGGGAGUUGUUGCCAUCAAAUCUGUCAGCACCGGGCUGUACUUAGCCAUGUCCAAGAAAGGCACGCUCUUUGGAUCGGUGAAGUACAACCCGAGCUGCAAGUUUAAAGAGCGCAUUGAGGAAAACGGCUACAACACGUACGCGUCGCUCCGCUGGAAGCACGGCGGCAGGCAGAUGUUUGUGUCCCUGAACGGGCGGGGGAAACCACGGCGAGGCCACAAGGCUCGACGAAGACACCCGUCCACUCACUUCCUGCCCAUGCUCCCCUCCUAGCUGCCCGAGUCUGAACUCUGACCGGCAACUGGAUGGCUCACCUGCCUCCUCACACUAGUGUCGAUCUAGCUGUGAUCAUUAUUUUUUAUUAUUCCAUCCUCCUGUCACAUAAAAUGUACAUUUGCUGAGGUCUGUAACAUUUGUAGAGUUAGUGUAAUAUCUACUUUUAAGUUAUUUUCUGCAUUUUCUAAUGAUGUUCAGUAAUACAGUCCAAUACAGUAGAACUAUGCUAUGUCCUGGCAUCUGUCUGGUUUACAGAAUCCACUUGUGUAUAUGUGGGAACUCCAUUUGGGUGACGUUAAGGAACUGAAAGAGGAUAGAAAAGGGAAAGAGAGGCUUGGAAACACUUAAAUGUGGUUUGUGCUGAAACGCAUUGUAUUAAAACAUUUAAACAAAGAAAUAGCCGUAAAUCAGAGGUAAAGGAAACUUUGUGGACACUGAGGUUAUGAUCUCAGUAUUUUAGGGGAGCUUUUGGGUACAAGGUCAUACUAUACAAUUAAAAAAAUACAAAUAAUUGGCAGUUCAUCGGCCGAUUCAAGUAUUUUAAGACCUAAUAUUGUAUAUUUAGCCUUACAAAAAACAAACGUGAAUUCAUCUUUCACAUUUUCAUAAUGGAGCACCACAUUAUAUACGAAAACCUGUUUUUUUAGGUACAUCAUGUGAGAAAUUAAGAAAUAUUACAUGUAAAAGUGUGUAACAGUGAUUCAUAUAUAGUAAACUAACAUAACACAUCAUUUACCAUGUAAAAUAUCAUUUCACUGGGUUCACACAAAGGCCUAAUGUAGUUUUUGAAUAUUUCAAAAAGUAAUGCGAGACUUAAAUCUCACAUUUUCUCCUUUUGUAAGGCUGAACUGUACUACUGAAGGUGAACAAAAAUCUAAUAUUCUCAAUCAGAUUUUCUUGCUAUGGACAAAGAAAAGUUAAUAAAUUAUGUGGCUAACAGACUAAACAAAUAUGAGGAAUUUAAAUAAUUGAUUGCCAUUAAGGGGAUUUGAACUCGUGACCUCAGACCCGAGCUAAGGCCUUGCUACAAAUUUUAAAUCCUCACCAUCGCUUGGGAUAAACUGACACCACUGGAUAAGAGAUACCGAACUGCACCUGAACUGUACAGACAAGAUUAAAAAAAAAGCUCUACUGACUUAAACACAGUGAUUAAUGUACUGUUCUGUCUGUAUUUGUCUAUGUAUGACAAGAAUGCAACAGAAACUAAGCUAACUACUGGGAUAACGUGCUGGAUUUCUUGCGAGGACCUUUGUAAGUUUGUGCAUGCUUCUGUCAGUCUGCUUCUCCCAUCCAAUAAUCCACAGCUAAAUAGAAUAGAAAUCAGUCCCAGAAAACAUGCAGCGUGUCUCAUUUAGUCUUGGAUUCUUGGUCUUUAGUUCAGUCGUGAAAUAACUGACAUCCAUUCUAUCCAUUUUCGCAGCCGUAGGCACCAGAUGUCAUGUAGCAGCAGCUUCAUUAACUUUGUACACACUAGUGAAUGACAUUGCAUACUGCCUCUCUGUCAAGUCUUGCUAACAUUUUUCUCGCCAACAAGGCUGUUGCUAAUAGAACAUUUAAUAUAUUUAAAACAUUUUGUACUCUUUAACUGUUUGGAGUUGAUGUUUAUUGCUAUUGUUGACUUUUUUCUGUUGGAUUGUAGUCCUACUGUUAAAAAAAGAAGGGAAAAAAUAAUCGUAUUUGAGUCCAUAUUCAGCUCAAUUUGUAUGGUAUUACUACUGGAUAUUGGUACAUUGGUGAUCCACGUAUCAUAAGCAGUCUUCAGUUAUAGGCCAGAAAUAGCAGGUUGUAUAUAAAGUCUCAGAACAAACAGUCCUUAGAUCCAUUGCAGCAAAGUAAAGUCAUCUGAGUGCCUUGGCCCAUGCUGAGUUUGGUAAACUUCAAUAAAAAAUGUGGAUAACUCAUGA
Molecule: messenger RNA, 3473 nt
Organism: Acanthochromis polyacanthus (spiny chromis)
Lineage: Eukaryota; Metazoa; Chordata; Actinopteri; Pomacentridae
Gene: fgf22
Product: fibroblast growth factor 22
Exons: 3
Coding region: 892-1566 (224 amino acids)
Biological process (GO): fibroblast growth factor receptor signaling pathway; animal organ morphogenesis; cell differentiation
Cellular component (GO): cytoplasm
Molecular function (GO): fibroblast growth factor receptor binding; growth factor activity
Source: RefSeq, a predicted model, not a curated record